This is a messenger RNA of Fimicolochytrium jonesii, 759 nucleotides long. RefSeq lists its product as uncharacterized. Gene Ontology annotation, biological process: mRNA splicing, via spliceosome. Lineage: Eukaryota; Fungi; Chytridiomycota; Chytridiomycetes; Spizellomycetales; Powellomycetaceae. The transcript has 3 exons. The coding region runs from base 1 to 759 and encodes 252 amino acids. Gene Ontology annotation, cellular component: precatalytic spliceosome. Gene Ontology annotation, molecular function: RNA binding. The record is from RefSeq and is a predicted model, not a curated record.
AUGUCAGAAUACUGGGUUUCCAACAAGAAACACUACUACAACAAAAUCAGCCGGCAAAAUCACGAUGGCGGACGAAAGCACAAAGAGAACAUAGCAAAUUAUCUGCGGGACGUGCAUAAACGACAGGAAGAGAAAAAUGCGGUGGAUGCGGAGACGAAGGCGAUGUUGGAAAAGAUUGAGCAGGCAUGGCUGUCUCUGCCUUCAACACUAUCCUUCUCUAGUCGAUUAACACAAAGGCUCUCUCAGGCGGCAGGCAAACAAUACGCCCGGGAUACCCAGGGACCUUCGACACUAGCGCUAACCCCGGAAGCGGCAGCAGCAGCCCGUCGUCAAUCUCAGAAAGACGCCGCAACCAACUCAGCCGUGGCCACAGUCCUCGAGAACCUCAACAAGAAGUCACAGGAAGCAUCCUCUAUCAAGAACAAGACCGAGAAGGAUGACACCGAAUCACAUCCGUACGGUGAUUGGGAAACCAUUGCGAUUCAUCCGCCCCCACCUCCAUCAUCCACUGCGACAGGAGGCGAUGACAAGAAGGAGCAGGUGUCGGAGUUUGUGGGAAAUUCAUGGGCGGAUGAUGGGGAUGAGGAGCCUGAGCAGAAUUUGAAAGAGUUCAAGUUGAAGGAGAAAAUGAUCCAAGACAACGGCGACCUCUUUGCGACUGAUGGCUUGGCGACGGGAUCCGCCGCGCCAGUUUUCAAGAAACGGAAACUUGGGGCCGCCAUGAAAGGGAAUCGGAAUGUGCGGAAACGGGAGGACUAG